Messenger RNA from Rhizoctonia solani, 978 nucleotides. Its product is annotated as NAD-dependent histone deacetylase SIR2. Gene Ontology annotation, molecular function: NAD+ binding. The coding region runs from base 1 to 978 and encodes 325 amino acids. Lineage: Eukaryota; Fungi; Basidiomycota; Agaricomycetes; Cantharellales; Ceratobasidiaceae. The record is from RefSeq and is a predicted model, not a curated record. The transcript is spliced from 5 exons.
AUGGUGGCAAAAUUGUCUCUGAUAUUGGAUAACACAACGAGCAAAGCUUGGUUAGGUCGUGGUUUGCUCAAGACACGCGUCAAUACGUAUUACGUCAGUCUCGGCGAUAAGCAGAGACCGAAGCUCUUGAUCAUAUUCGCGGCCAAAAGUCUGAACACCAUAGAACUCGAAAGUGUUGAAUUAACAGUCUACUCAAUUGUGAUGGCACCUUCUAAUAACGUUAACUCCUUUCGAAAAGCACUACAACAAAGCAAGAAUCUCAUCCUCGUUGCCGGUGCUGGGUUAUCAGCUGCAUCAGGCAGGAAUACCCACAUUCCGGGGUUCCGACUCUUGGAUCCUAACUAUCGGGGCGCCGUCGCACCCCUCGCAAUUAACUGUACACUUAUAACUCAAAAUGUGGAUGGACUCAGUCUUCGCGCUCAAGAUGCACUUGGAUCUGAAUCCCUUGAUAAUGUUGGCACUUCAAAUCUGAACCAGGGUCAAAUAAUAGAGAUGCACGGUCGGCUGCUCGAAACGCUCUGUACAAAAUGCAAGCAUCGUAACCUAGACACACGCUCUCCUAUAUGUCCUGCCCUGGCAGGUACAGAGCUACGUACUGAAGCAGUCAUGGAUGACGCCGGAAAGCGCGUUCCUGAGGCCGAGAUCUCCCCGAAUGAUCUACCUAGAUGUGGCAAAGAUGGGUGUGGAGGCCUUCUUAGACCAGGUGUGGUUUGGUUUGGUGAGUCUAUACCCCGACUGAACGCAAUUGAAAGCCUGGUCGAAGAGGCGGACAUGUGUUUGGUGGUCGGCACAUCCUCGGUGGUUUAUCCGGCAGCCGGGUUUGCGGAUGUAGUGCAGGAUAACGGCGGUAAGGUCGCAGUUUUUAACAUAGAGGCGUCUCAGGGCGAUCAGAAUGCGGAUUUUCUGUUCCUCGGGCCUUGUGAAAAGACUUUGGGAGAAGCGCUAGGGAUCGAAGUACCAAUUAUACGGGAGGCAUAG